GGGAAGCACCAGAAUCACUUGAUUGGAAUCCCCACCACUGCCAGACAGUGAUAGAUUGACAGAAGCAGCAAAGAGAGUCUGUCCUUUGAAAUUAGGAUCCAACACAGCACAAGAAACAGACGCAGACAGAUAGAGAGAGAAAUGGAGGACGAAGGAAUAGGGUUGGUGUUGGCCAGAGCCACAGAACUUCGUUUCAAAAUCAGCAAUUGCAUCAACAGAGCCACCGCCAAUGGCCCCUCCCAACACGCCGAUGACGAUGACGACGACGCUACUGAAAGGCUUCUCAACAUUUGCGAUGCCCUCGAGGCCUUGGAGACCCAGCUUUCUUCCUUGCAGGUUCUGCAGCAACAACAGCGGUUUGAAAGAGAAAUGGCCUUGACUGAGAUUGAAAAUAGUCGCAAAAUGUUAAUUGAUAAGCUUAAGGAGUACAAAGGCAAGGAAUUGGAUGUGAUACAUGAAGCUUCCACUUUUGCUAGUGAAAAGGUGGAGCCUAACAAUGAUCUACUGCUUCCUCCAUAUCCAAGCCGCCCUCCAUACUCUGCAUCUCUGGACAAGGAAUAUCUCUCACAAAUCCCUUCCGUGAAUAAGUCUGGUCGCAAUGGGUUAAUCACACUUGAUUCAAUGAUUGAGGCAAAAAAGAGUUUAAGUGAGAAAGGGCAAAAUCAUGUUGAAAGUGGAGAAAAAAAUUCAAGAAAAGGAUUGGGAGCUUUUAUGACUUCUGCAGCCAAAACAAUGCUCACAGUAGUUGGCGUGGUAUCAAUAGUAAGUUUGUCUGGUUUUGGGCCUAAUUUAGGUAAGUUAGGCAUUCGUUUCAGCGUACAAGGCCGGAGUCAGUCUCACGGAGUAGAAAAUGAGAACAAGAGGACCAUCACUAAGAAUGAGAGUGAGAAACCAAUUACUCAGUGUCCCCCUGGGAGAAUUCUGGUGCUGGAAAAUGGCGAAGCUCGAUGUCUAGUGAAGGAGAGAGUUGAAAUUCCAUUUUCAGCUGUUGCUGCAACACCUGAUAUAAACUAUGGAUGUGGUUAAGAAUAGCAUUCUUUCUCCAUAUUGUAUAUCACUUCACUUUUUGUCAAUAUGCUUUUUAAAAAAUUAUCUUCAGUGGCUGAUUGUCUUGAUUUUUGGUUGCUGAUAUUUAGGUAAGUGAUGUAGUUGAUCAUUUAUUUUUUUAAAAUGAGAGAAAUUUUGACCUGAGGCCACUUACACUUCAAAGGGUACGCUGUUGAUUACCGAUUAUUUGUCAGCACGUCACCAUCUCUUAAGGGUAUGCUGUUUUGCAAUUGAGCUUUCACCUCUAGCACUGUUUUUGGAAGUGUAGUUAUGGCAAGGCCUUAAUGCUGUGCCUCUUUUAAUUGUUGGUGGGAGUAUACGGUAGGUUAUUUAGAAUUCCCCCAUCAAGAGAUGUGUCCAAAAUGGCAAACAUCAAAGAAAAAGGGUUGUAAGAGGAUUUUGCGCUAAAGGUUUUGUUGCUGCCUAUGAGUUCCAAUUAGGGAUGUGAUGAGGAAAUUAUUGUUAACACGUGAUCACUUCAUUCAAUAAAAAAUGCAUUAUUAGGGUGGGGGAGAUCUUGGCCAGCUGUUUAUAAAUGUGUUAAGAAUAGGAAGGGCGUAUGAUGAAUGAAGGUCUAAUCUACACCCCACAACUGAAUCAGCAUUAAAAGUAAAUAAAGAUAUUCUUCUUAUGAUUGUAACCAGUUGCUCUGUAGAGCCCAUGACUCAAAACAGUUAAUAUCCAACUACACUUACAUUUGUUGGAGUUGUCCUCCUGAAAAUCCUGUGUGUUAACGUAAAUCAUUAUGGCUACGUUUCAUUGCUCACGAAUAUUACUAUGUUAUUGGUCCAAAUCCUCCUUUGUUGUCGAUUGCGAUAUUAAUUGCCUUAAAAUGGAGACAUUUGUCCCUCUCUUAUUAGAGUAGGUUUGAGAGAGAUGAAAUAUAAGAAUUAAGGUUAAAAUGCUCUCGCAUGUAAAUUUCAUAUCUCUCUCUUUCUGAACCUUCACUUCCCUCCUUUGGUCUAUGAAUGGUGUCUAUAUUUUUUAUUUCCAUCUGAAUAAUAUAUAAACAAGUAUUUUUAUAAUUUCACCUGACUUAUAAUUUUUGUUUUUUUUUCUGAUUUUAUAAUUAUAUAAUAGGGUUCUAAAACAUAAGACACAAUAUUACAGCAUGUUUAACAUUUCUCUUAGAGGUUAAUUUGUUCAUGGCUAACGCAAAGAGUGGUCAAUCAAUCGUUAAAGUUCAAACUUCAAUCCAUGUGGCUACGUUGGCAGGUCAUCACCAUUUGCAUCUUCCAAGCGUGGAGGAUUUAUUUGGAUAUUAAUUUAUUCAGCAAACGGUGCGAACGGGAAAGAGAUAAACUAAAAAAUUAUAUUAUUUGAAAAAUUAAAAAUAAUAAUUUUUUUUUGGGAAACAAAUAUAUGAGAUUGAAUAAAGCGAAAUAAAUUUUAUUCCAUUUCACCAUGUUAAAUAUUUGAACAAUAUUAUUAUGAGUAAUAAUUAUCAUAAUUUUUAGGCAUUUAAAAUAUUUUAUAUUUAUUGAACUCAAAUUCAAAAUUAAAAAUCAAGGUUUUUUAUGAUAUUCCAUUGAGCAUAUAAAAAGUA
Messenger RNA from Abrus precatorius (Indian licorice), 2593 nucleotides. RefSeq names its product plastid division protein PDV2. Lineage: Eukaryota; Viridiplantae; Streptophyta; Magnoliopsida; Fabales; Fabaceae. The transcript has 3 exons. Bases 142 to 1026 code for a protein of 294 amino acids. Gene Ontology annotation, biological process: chloroplast fission. The record is from RefSeq and is a predicted model, not a curated record.